This is a messenger RNA of Sorex fumeus (smoky shrew), 2801 nucleotides long. RefSeq names its product interacts with SUPT6H, CTD assembly factor 1 (gene IWS1). The coding region runs from base 102 to 2558 and encodes 818 amino acids. NCBI's taxonomy places the organism in Eukaryota, Metazoa, Chordata, Mammalia, Eulipotyphla, Soricidae. Gene Ontology annotation, cellular component: nucleus. Gene Ontology annotation, biological process: poly(A)+ mRNA export from nucleus. The transcript is spliced from 14 exons. The record is from RefSeq and is a predicted model, not a curated record.
GCCGCGCCGCGCCGCGCCGGCCGUCCGGAGUCCCAUCUCCGGGAAGGAGGUGUUGGGGGCGGCGCGGGCUGCGGACACUCCCCGCACUGAUCCCGCCUGCCAUGGACUCGGAAUACUACUGCGGCGACCAGUCAGAUGAUGGUGGCGCUACCCCAGUACAGGAUGAACGGGAUUCAGGGUCAGACGUUGAGGAUGAUGUAAAUGAGCAGCACUCUGGAUCAGACACUGGAAGUGUAGAACGUCAUUCAGAGAAUGACCCUAGUGAUCGAGAAGAAGAUCUCAGCAAAAGACACGUGACAGACUCUGAGAAUGAUGAGCGCUCAAACCUUAAUGCUAGCGACUCCGAGAGUGAGGAGCUUCACAGGCAAAAGGACAGUGACUCCGACUCUGAAGAGCAGGUGGAGCCUCCUGCAAGCGAUUCUGAAAAUGAGGACGUCAAUCACCGUGGGAGUGACUCUGAGAGUGAGGAGGCCAGGAAAUUACCUGCUAGUGACUCUGAUAACGAGGAGCUUCUCAAUGGACAUGCCAGCGACUCUGAAAAUGAAGAUGCUGGGAAGCAUCCUGCCAGUGAUUCGGAAAUGGAAGAGCUCCAAAAGAGUCCUGCCAGCGACUCUGAAAUGGAGGAGGGCCUCAAGCCUCCAAACAGUGACUCAGAGAGUGAGGACCCACCAAGGCAACAAGCCAGUGACUCUGAAAAUGAGGAGCUUCCCAAGCCUCGAGUUAGUGAUUCUGAAAGUGAGGAGCUUCCCAAGCCUCGGAUCAGUGACUCUGAGAGUGAGGAGCCUCAGAGAACUCAGGCCAGUGACUCUGAAAAUGAGGAGCUUCCCAAGCCCCGGAUCAGUGACUCCGAGAGCGAAGACCCACCAAGGCACCAGGCCAGUGACUCUGAAAAUGAAGAGCUUCCCAAACCCCGAAUUAGUGAUUCGGAAAGUGAGGAACCCCCAAGGACCCAGGCCAGUGACUCUGACACAGAGGAGCUUCCUAAACCCCGAGUUAGUGACUCGGAGAGUGAGGAGCCUCAGAAGGGAGCUGCCAGCGAUUCAGAAACUGAGAGUGCCUCCAGGCACAAACAGAAGCCUGUGUCAGAUGAUGACAGUGAUGGGGAGAAUAAGGGAGAGGAGAUGGAAAUGCAAAAUGACUCCUUGCAUUCCGAUAGCCAAGUAGACAGGAAAAGGUUUCCUAGUUCUGAGAGUGAAGAAGAAGAACCCAAAAGGCCAAAUAUUGACAGUGAUGAAGAUGAAGAAAAAGAGGGGGAGGAGGAGAAAGUCGCAAAACGAAAAGCCGCUGUGCUUUCUGAUAGUGAAGAUGAGAAGUCAUCAGCGAAGAAGAGUCGUGUUGUUUCUGAUGCAGAUGACUCUGAUAGUGAUGCUGCAUCAGACAAAUCCAGCAAAAGAGAAAAGACUGUAGCAUCAGACAGUGAAGAAGGAGGAAAAGAAGACUUAUCUGACAAGAAAAAUGAAGAAAAGGAUCUGUUUGGGAGUGAUAGUGAGUCAGGGAAUGACGAAGAGAAUCUUAUUGCAGAUAUAUUUGGAGAAUCGGGUGAUGAAGAGGAAGAAGAAUUUACUGGUUUUAACCAAGAAGAUCUGGAAGAAGAGAAAAAUGAAAUGCAGGUAAAAGAAGCAGAAGAUUCAGAUUCUGAUGAUAAUAUAAAGAGAGGAAAACAUAUGGACUUCCUGUCGGAUUUUGAGAUGAUGUUACAGCGGAAGAAGAGCAUGAGUGGCAAGCGUAGACGUAACCGUGAUGGUGGAACUUUUAUUAGCGAUGCUGAUGAUGUUGUGAGUGCCAUGAUUGUCAAGAUGAAUGAGGCCGCUGAGGAAGACAGGCAAUUGAACAAUCAAAAAAAGCCAGCACUGAAAAAAUUAACAUUAUUACCUACUGUAGUCAUGCACCUUAAGAAACAGGAUCUUAAAGAAACAUUUAUCGACAGUGGUGUGAUGUCUGCCAUCAAAGAAUGGCUUUCCCCUCUGCCAGAUAGGAGUUUGCCAGCACUGAAGAUUCGAGAGGAGUUAUUGAAGAUUCUGCAAGAGCUACCUAGUGUGAGCCAGGAGACCCUGAAGCAUAGUGGGAUUGGACGAGCAGUGAUGUACCUCUAUAAACAUCCCAAGGAAUCAAGGUCUAACAAGGACAUGGCAGGGAAAUUAAUCAAUGAAUGGUCUCGCCCUAUAUUUGGUCUUACCUCAAACUACAAGGGAAUGACAAGAGAAGAAAGGGAGCAGAGAGAUCUGGAACAAAUGCCUCAGCGGAGAAGAAUGAGCAGCACUGGUGGUCAGACGCCACGAAGGGACUUAGAAAAAGUGCUGACAGGAGAGGAGAAGGCUCUUAGACCUGGAGAUCCUGGGUUUUGUGCCCGUGCAAGAGUCCCGAUGCCCUCAAACAAGGACUAUGUUGUAAGGCCCAAGUGGAAUGUUGAAAUGGAAUCAUCCAGGUUUCAGGGGACCUCCAAGAAGGGUAUCAGUCGACUGGAUAAACAGAUGAGAAAGUUCACAGAUAUCAGGAAAAAAAGCAGAUCUGCACAUGCAGUGAAAAUCAGCAUUGAGGGCAAUAAAAUGCCAUUGUGACCUUGCUGGGAUAUAGCCCCAUCGCUGUGAUGUGAAAUGCGCAAUGGACUCUUUGGAGAAAGAAGAUAUUUUAAAACGAUUUUUAGUGUAUCUGUAAAUGGUUCUGCUUGUAUCAAUGUUGUCAUAGGACUUGCUUUUCUCUUAGUUGUAUUUAAAACUGUUUGUUGUGUACUUUGUACAGAGGAAUACUAGUUAUACUUCUAUAAACUUUACACAAUAAAACUCCAUUCUGGUUUUUGGGCA